Messenger RNA from Seminavis robusta, 1885 nucleotides. The record is from the annotation of a GenBank genome assembly. NCBI's taxonomy places the organism in Eukaryota, Bacillariophyta, Bacillariophyceae, Naviculales, Naviculaceae.
UCGGUAAAUCAGUGAAAUGCGGGAAAAGCUUUUUCUUUUCUCUUUUCAGAGCCUCUCUUGGUGAUGACGAGCGCUGGAGGCUAGCUAGCUGGAGCUUUUUCACUCCUCAAAAUUUAAUCUGUGCAACAAACACCACCAUGAAGUUCUGCAAAAACCUCCAACGGGUGGUUGAAAUAUCCGACCCGGAGUGGGCUCCUUAUUGGAUCAACUACAAACAGCUCAAGAAACUGAUCAAAGGCAUUGUCUCCUCAUCUUCCACCGCCAUAACCGCCGAUCCAGCGACGAGCAGCAACACGCAGAGCAACCCUAGCAGCAGCAACAACAACGACGACGCCACCACCGAAUCUAUUACCCAGAACCAAGAUUCGCCAGGCGAAUCUUUCCAAUCCGCAGUGGUAUCCGCAGUAGCAGUAGUGGUCGAAGGACAACAACAACAACAAGCAGCAGCAGAUCACCAAAGCAAUGGCGAUGAAACCUCCGAACGACGACAAGCGGAUCCUCCACCACCGUCUCCCGAACCAACCGAUAGCCACAACAACAAUGACGUCACGGCCGUAUUGGGACGAAGUCCAGGAGAGAUUGCCUUUUUCAAACUCUUGCAUACCGAAGUCAAAAAGGCCAGUCACUUUUUUGAACAAGCCCAAAAGGAAUACCAGAUUCGAGAAGAGCGAGUGCGAAAGGGGAUGGAACUCGUCAAGAAUGAACGAGCGGCGGGGGACACCACCGAAGAACAGUGGUCUCGCGUGGCGCAGAGCAUUUUUCGAUUAUAUCGCGAACUGCUGUUACUGGAAACAUUUGCCAUUAUGACAUACUGUGGAUUUUCCAAGAUUCUGAAAAAGCACGACAAAAACACGGGGUUUUCCACCAGAGAUGCCUUUAUGGCCAAGGUGGUCAAUCAAGCAAAUUUCACAAACUAUCCUCUAGUGCUGCAAAUGAUCAAUCGCUGUGAACAGCUAUACGAAGAAGCAUCCAACAGACUAGCGCAAGAAGGAAAAGAAAGUCUUCACGAAGACGAGAGACUCUUUAUUCACAUGAUUCACCGAUUGAAUGCACAAGUAGUGGGCGUCGACGAUGCCCGAAAACCCGCUGCGGACGCGAAAUUGCCUGCCAAGGAUCCAACCGCCAAAGAAGUAACACUGAGCCCCCAAGCGUUUCGUCAGCUAUCUUACACACCAUUUGUCAAAGCCGCUUGGAAAGCACAGUCGCUGAAAGAACUUGUCGCGGAAAAUGACGCUAGUUUGGACCCCAACAAUAAACAACGAGAAGACGAUUCCGAUUCGGAUGGAGACGGGAAUUCCAAACCCAAAGCAGCAACAACAACAACAACAACAACAACAACAGCAGCAAAAAAGAAAAAAACAGACCAAGAUCGCAAGCGAAAGCCGUCGCGCAAGACGGACCCGGACUCGAAACGACGAAAAGACGGCUAGCUAGUUGGGGAUGGGUCGUUGGGCAUGGACGUGCCGUAGGGAACGCUUUCCGGGUGGGGUGUUGAAUGCUCAAAAUGGUGAACCAUCACUUUUGGUUUUCACAGGGGUUCUUUUGUUGACGAUUUACACCCACUCAUUCCCGUCGUCCAACUAUGCUAGACUAUUGUGACAAUCUGCUACCAGCCAAGACUUUUCACCGACAACGGGCGAAGCUUGAGCGGCCUGCUUUGCAGCGGGAUUUCGUUUGUUUCGUCGGCAGCGUCGAGGAGUCGCUUACCAUGUAUGCAAUAUAAUUAUUCCUGUACAGUAGUAUCGAUUGGAGGAGAUGCGGCCGCGAGCGCAAGGUGCGGGUGGGAUCUGGUUUCGUCGAUUCCACCUCUUGAUAUUCAUCAACCAGCAAUAUAUCACUAUAGAUAUUAGACCACGUGUAUUGAAUGAGCUAUUGAAUGUCGACU